AUGGAUAAGAAAGUGAAGAAACCUGUUUCCAAACAGAAGAAAAAAAAUGAUGAUCAGAAUAUGAACACGAAGAGCAAUAGGUUCUUGAUUACUGUCAAUGUAUUUGGGAGUUCAGGCCCGAUAAGAUUUAUUGUGAAUGAAGAUGAUAAUUCUGCAGCAGUGGUUGAGACUGCUUUAAAGUUAUAUGCUCGCGAGGGACGCCUUCCAAUUCUUGGAUCUGAUGUCAACAGUUUCUUUCUCUACCCUGCCAAUGCUGGAUUAGACGCCCUUUAUCCAACGGAGUUAAUAGGAUCACACAGAGUAAGGAACUUCGUUUUGUGCAAGAAACAAAUCAAUCCACACAUGACUGAAGCAAGGUCGCAGGUUAUUGCUCAAAAGGGAGGAGGAUGGCGUGCGUGGCUUCAGAAAUCAUUUAGUCUUAAAAUAUUAUCUCAUUGA
Molecule: messenger RNA, 438 nt
Organism: Fraxinus pennsylvanica
Lineage: Eukaryota; Viridiplantae; Streptophyta; Magnoliopsida; Lamiales; Oleaceae
Source: the annotation of a GenBank genome assembly